AUAACUAUCAGUACGAAAUAGCGACUCCUAGUGAUCAGUUCGUGUGACAUCCUUAGUAUUCGUUCAAUUCGUUUUUACGUUUCUCAGCGGAGAGAACUGAACAAUUGUGAGAAAACUGUAAGUUGCGAAAUAAAGUUCUCGAAUUCUUUUUGUUAAAGGGGGAUUGAAUUGAAUUGUAAUACUCUAUUCAUUCCCCUUACCCUUUACUGUAUCGGCAAUUUUAAGAGCGGGGGCUCAGACACACCAGAAAUGCGCAUUAUCAAAUUCAUCGUACCCGCCGGAUUCGUAUAUUUAAGCCGAAAUUUCGCAGUUGUAACAGCGAUGAGCGGAAACAAGGAUUAUAAAUCGGCCACGUCGAUUUACGACUUCACGGCGAACUCCAUCAGAGGAGAGGAAAUCCCUUUGUCUAAAUAUAAAGACCACGUGUGCUUAAUCGUAAACGUCGCCUCGAAAUGCGGCCUCACAGCGACGAAUUACAAAGAACUGAACGAACUAUACGACGAGUAUGCUGAAUCGAAAGGAUUACGAAUUCUAGCGUUUCCUUGUAAUCAAUUCAAUGGUCAAGAGCCAGGGAAUAGCGAGGAGAUUUGCAGCUUUGCCGAUCGCCAGAAAGUAAAAUUCGAUUUAUUUGAGAAAAUUGACGUGAACGGAAAUAACACGCAUCCUCUUUGGGCAUAUCUGAAGAAAGAGCAAGGUGGCUUACUGGGUAACUUCAUUAAAUGGAACUUCACCAAAUUCAUCGUGAAUAAAGAGGGCAAGGUUGUCGAACGACACGGUCCUAAUGUAGAUCCCCACAAAUUAAAAGAUUCUUUCGAAAAAUAUUUUUAAAUGGUCUCUACAUAAUUUUCUAAGAUGGAUAUUUUUCUUGUAGUAUACAUAAAUUAAAUAAGAGUUUAAAAUCUAUGUACUAUGUUUGAACAAUCUUUUAUUUUUU
This is a messenger RNA of Cyphomyrmex costatus, 934 nucleotides long. It is a transcript of the gene Gtpx1, whose product is annotated as glutathione peroxidase-like 1. NCBI's taxonomy places the organism in Eukaryota, Metazoa, Arthropoda, Insecta, Hymenoptera, Formicidae. The coding region runs from base 250 to 828 and encodes 192 amino acids. Gene Ontology annotation, molecular function: peroxidase activity. The transcript is spliced from 6 exons. Gene Ontology annotation, biological process: response to oxidative stress. The record is from RefSeq and is a predicted model, not a curated record.